This is a messenger RNA of Tachysurus fulvidraco (yellow catfish), 1850 nucleotides long. Its product is annotated as hydroxyacylglutathione hydrolase, mitochondrial. The record is from RefSeq and is a predicted model, not a curated record. The coding region runs from base 47 to 1012 and encodes 321 amino acids. Gene Ontology annotation, biological process: glutathione metabolic process. NCBI's taxonomy places the organism in Eukaryota, Metazoa, Chordata, Actinopteri, Siluriformes, Bagridae. Gene Ontology annotation, molecular function: hydroxyacylglutathione hydrolase activity. Gene Ontology annotation, cellular component: mitochondrion. The transcript is spliced from 9 exons.
UAGAGUUUAAAGGUUAAACGUGGGCGGGACUGUACUUCAAACUCACAUGUUUACUUCCUCGGUGUGGUGUCGUAAUCGCGAUAUUACCAUGUUAUUUAAGUCACUGCUACUUGGUGCCUGCGGUCUUAGCGCACUUGGAGCUGCUGCGUAUAAAUUCGCCCCUACUCAGAUCUCCGGAGCAUUCAUUCAUUCCGUGGUUAGGAAAUCAGCUCUUGUGGAGCAAUCCAACAUGAAGGUAGAGCUGCUGCCUGCACUUACUGAUAACUACAUGUACCUCCUCAUUGACGAGGACACAAAAGAGGCAGCCAUUGUAGACCCCGUCGAACCCUCGAAGGUUGUUGAAGCUGUUAAAAAGCACGGCGUGAGGCUCAAAUCUAUUCUAACCACACAUCAUCACUGGGACCAUGCUGGUGGAAAUGAGAAAAUGGUGAAGUUGGUCCCUGGGCUUACUGUGUAUGGAGGUGAUGACAGGAUAGGAGCCUUGACCAAAAAAGUAACACACUACAACACUUUCAAAGUGGGCUCGCUGAAUGUAAAGUGUUUGUUUACACCGUGCCAUACCAGUGGACACAUCUGCUACUUUGUGACUUCAGAAAAUAGCUCUGAACCCCCAGCUGUGUUUACAGGGGACACCCUGUUUGUCGCAGGCUGUGGAAAGUUCUUUGAGGGUACAGCUGAGGAAAUGUACAAAGCUCUGGUAGACAUUCUGGGGCGACUUCCCCCUGAGACGCGUGUGUACUGUGGCCAUGAAUACACAAUCAACAAUUUAAAAUUUGCACACCACGUUGAACCAAAUAACGAGGCCAUCAGGAGAAAACUGGCAUGGGCUAAGGAGAAAUACGAUAACGGAGAGCCAACCAUUCCUUCCACAAUUGAGGAUGAGUUCACGUUCAACCCCUUCAUGAGAGUCAGAGAGAAAUCAGUACAGACGCACGCUGGGACAAGUGACCCCAUAGACACGAUGAAGAGCAUCCGGAAAGAGAAGGACGGCUUCAAAGUGCCAAAGGACUGAGCUUGUGUGCAGGAAAUUCUCUAUUACAAUGCAUCUUAGUACACUUUAAGAAAAAAAAAAAGCACAUUUGCAUUAAUGCACCAUUUAAAAGCUCCUGUAGGGGUAAAAAUUUAUUUAAAUCUUCUUUCUCUGGUCAGCUUUUUGUUCAAAAUGACAUCACAUGCCUGGGAUGUCCUAAAUCUGAGCUAUUUAGCUGACUUGGCACAUGUGCUGCAUAUCAUAUAAUAUAUAUAUAUAUAAAUGAGAGAGAGAGUUGUUGGUUUUUGUUUGUUUGUUUGUUUGUUUUUAUCAUUUUAUUAAUUGUAUCAGGCUUUGGAAAAACAUGAUGCUUUGCACGUCUGUGGCACCUAAAAUUUCACUUGGAUGAAUCUUUGUGUUAACUUAAUUUCAGCGAGCGGCGUGUCUAGUUUCUAAGCUAAAGGUACAAUUAGUGGCACGUGUAGAAUUUGUGUAAAGAAUUCUAACAUCUCAGAGUAUUUAUGUAUGUUGUGAUUUUGAAAGCAGGGAUUCCUUAUCAGUACACAAAUAUCUUGAUGUGCAAUGUUUUAUUUUUUUUGUUGAUUUGAAGAAGCUUGUUUUAAGGUGGCAUGCGUUAAUAAUCUUAGCUUUAUAAAAGAAAGUACAUUUAUAGGCUUCCAGACAGAAUACAUGGACAGAUAUGAGACAUUUAUAUCUUUAAAAUUCUUUCAUAUAGAGACAACAGUUGCCAUGCUUUAAUUAUUAUUAUUGUAUACUUAAUCCCUGCCUUGCACUAGCACUCAGUCCUCAAAAGUAAAAGCACGAGAAUGAUUCAAUUUCAAUAAUUGUGUGUGAUCAAUAAAGUGCCUGGGAGAAUCAA